Molecule: messenger RNA, 2133 nt
Organism: Hansenula anomala
Lineage: Eukaryota; Fungi; Ascomycota; Saccharomycetes; Phaffomycetales; Wickerhamomycetaceae
Product: DEAD/DEAH box helicase family protein
Exons: 2
Coding region: 1-2133 (710 amino acids)
Biological process (GO): nuclear-transcribed mRNA catabolic process, nonsense-mediated decay
Cellular component (GO): cytoplasm
Molecular function (GO): RNA helicase activity
Source: RefSeq, a predicted model, not a curated record
AUGAUCAUUUACAAAAGCUGUAUUAGCUCUGAGCUGUCUUCCAAUUUUUUGUCAUCAAAAGAUUCAGGGUUUGUGGAAAAACUUUCAGAGAUUUAUGCUCAAGAUGAUGUUGAAUUUCCAAAGUUCGUUUCAAGCAAAGAAAAUGGAAAUAUUAGUGAAGCUUCACAUAAUUUCGAAUGUUUAAAGAUAUCUGAAGUUCAAAAACCUCAACCUUUACAACAGUCUAAAGAUGAAUUUGGGUUGUUUCCAAACAGCUCUCCUCCCAAUUCUUAUGAGUCUCCUGUUGACUACCAAAGGUUACUUUGCUCCAAGCUUCAUCAGGAAGAAUCUUUGGAGACAGAAGUCAUUACAUCUAGAAAUAUUGAGUCUUGUGAUAAUGAAAGAGUUGUUAUAAAUUUUGCAAAUGACGCAUCGCUCAAAAAACUUGUUCCUGAAAAUUUGAGAUAUCUUGAGAAAAGUCCAUUCUCUGUGAACCAGGCUCUUUAUGUGAGCUCCCCAAAUAUCCCCCAUGUUUUUGCAUGUAUAAUUGUCAAAGUUUACACUGAUUACAAGAAUGGAAUAGUUCAAGUUUCAGCAAAAUUUUGCAAUUGGCAUCAUGCAGUGACAACUGCAAGCUUAAUUGGUGCAUCUGUUCUCACCAUUAUGCGCUGUUCAAUUCCAACUAGUCGUGUUUUGAAGAGUUUGGAGAGAAUUGAAAAGACACCGUUCACUGACAUGUUGCUUGGUCAAAAAAGAAUAAGAAAGUUUUAUUCAAGAGAACCACUAGAAUUCCCAUUGACCAAUGAGCUCAAUAACUCACAAAUAAACGUUAUAAAGCAUGCUUUAAAUAACAAAAUAACUUUCCAAAGAUUCCCAAUAUUGGUGGUUGCCGCAUCAAAUAUUGCUAUUGAUAACCUAGCUGAAAAGUUUGUUAACUCUUCUGAUUUAAAGGCCUUAAGAAUAAUUUCCAAAUCGAAAGAGAAAGAUUACGAUAAAAGUCAUAUACUGUCUUCCAUCUGCUUACAUACCCAAGUUUUAUCCAAGAUAGGACAAGCCAAUCAACAAACGUAUGAUGCCAUAAAAGAGGAAAUCCAUGUUCCUAAAGAGAAUUAUAAACUUUUGAUGGGGUCUUGGUUUAAUACUGCUACUACUAUCGUUCAAGAUUCGCAAGUCAUUUUCACAACAAUAUCUGGAGCUGGUAAUAACUUGUUUAAAGAUAUCAAGAUACCAAUGGUCAUCAUGGACGAAAGUACACAAUCAUCAGAAGCCGCAACUCUUGUUCCACUAACAUUGAAAGGCGUAUCGAAGUUUGUGUUUGUGGGAGAUGAGAAACAACUAAGUGCAUUAUCAAAGGUUCCAUUUUUGACACAAUCAUUAUUUGAAAGAAUUUUGAAAAACGGUACAUAUGGUGAUCCUCAUGUCCUGAAUGUUCAGUAUAGGAUGCACCCAAAGAUCUCUGAGUUUCCAGUCCAGAAGUUCUACAAGGGAAAAUUGAAUGAUGGUGUUCUUGAAGUAGAUCGGUUCAUGGAUGAAAAACUGGAUGCAAUUUCAUUCCUAGAUUACGGGUUUUCAGAAAUGGAGACAAAAGUAUCUAAUCCUGACAAAAAUGGGUUUUCGUUUGAAAAUUCACAGGAGGCUUCAAUAGUUUUGGAUACAGUGACACAUUUGUACAACAUCCGUCAGGUUUCACACAAUGAUAUUGGUAUAAUUACUCCUUAUAGUGCUCAAAGAGAUCUGAUUGCACAAUUCUUAUUUGAAGACAUUAAUGUGAAUCCUGAAAAUCUUCCUAUUGAAGAUACUGUUGCAGCUAAUGAAAUUGAUGACGAUGAUGUUGUACAUGAGGAUGUGGUUGAAAAACAUUCAUCUAGAGUUAAACUAGUUAAUGAUUUGAUGGUCAGCUCCAUUGAUGCAUUCCAAGGGCGUGAAAAAAAGAUUAUAAUCUUUUCAUGUGUUCGUUCGAACUCUAAAGGGAAUUUUGGGUUCUUGAAAGACCCAAGGAGAUUAAAUGUUGCUUUGACAAGGGCUAGUCACACAUUGAUAAUCAUUGGAAACAAAUCUUGCUUAAGCAAAGGUGAUGAAUUAUGGGCUGAUUUGAUUGAUUAUUUCGAGAAGAAUGACAGGCUAAUAUCUUUUGAAGAGUUUAUGGGUUGCUGA